This is a messenger RNA of Medicago truncatula (barrel medic), 688 nucleotides long. RefSeq names its product mitochondrial pyruvate carrier 1. Gene Ontology annotation, cellular component: mitochondrial inner membrane. The record is from RefSeq and is a predicted model, not a curated record. The transcript has 5 exons. NCBI's taxonomy places the organism in Eukaryota, Viridiplantae, Streptophyta, Magnoliopsida, Fabales, Fabaceae. The coding region runs from base 177 to 503 and encodes 108 amino acids. Gene Ontology annotation, biological process: pyruvate import into mitochondria.
ACCAAUUCAAAGAAGCCGAAAACUAUUCUGUGGGACCGUAGCUCCUUCACCUAUAUCUCUCUCUCGCGCAGAUUUGGAUUCCACAAUCAAUCUUUGUUUGCCUUUCUCUUCCAAAAUUCAACGUCGCCGAUUCUUCUCUCUCUGUCCAGUUUUACUUCCAGUAGAAGUCGUAUCUUAUGGCUGCCUUCAAAGCAUUUUGGAACAGUCCAGUUGGUCCUAAAACAACUCACUUUUGGGGACCUGUUGCUAACUGGGGAUUUGUUGCAGCUGGGUUGGCUGACAUUAAUAAACCUCCAGAAAUGAUCUCCGGCAACAUGACAGGAGCAAUGUGUAUAUAUUCAGCAUUGUUCAUGAGAUUUGCAUGGAUGGUACAGCCACGCAACUAUCUACUUCUUGCAUGUCAUGCUUCAAAUGAGACUGUUCAGCUCUAUCAACAUACUAGAUGGGCAAGGGCAGAAGGUUAUCUCUCGGGGAAGAAGGAGAAAGAAGCUUCAUCAGAGUGAAUGCAUUGAUUUGAACAGAUUGUGUUUGAACUUUACAAUGUAUGAAUGAUAAUAAUUGAAUUGUUAGAAUUGAUUGUGAUUUACAAGGGCUCGUGGAAAUUGUGAAAGAUUCUGAAUUUGCAGAGUAUUUGUUUUUGUGAGGAUUAAAAGAAGUCAACACAAUUAAAAGCUUGAUGGUUUUUAAA